This is a messenger RNA of Rhagoletis zephyria (snowberry fruit fly), 915 nucleotides long. It is a transcript of the gene DCTN3-p24, whose product is annotated as Dynactin 3, p24 subunit. Gene Ontology annotation, cellular component: dynactin complex. Gene Ontology annotation, biological process: cytoskeleton-dependent cytokinesis. Lineage: Eukaryota; Metazoa; Arthropoda; Insecta; Diptera; Tephritidae. The record is from RefSeq and is a predicted model, not a curated record.
AUGGAAGCAUUAGACAUUCUUGAAAAACGCAUUGAUACAUUAUCUCGUAUUUUGGGGCCGCUACCUGAGGGUGGAAAUGCAAAUGCUAGUGGUUCCUCAGAGCCAAGCAAACCCACGGGUGUCGCUCCGGAAGCAGUGGUCGAUUCGUUGCUUUCAGUUAACAGCAUGUUGAACGGGGUAAUUGGAAAUCGCGAACAAAUUGCAAAAGCAAUGGCAAGGGCUCCGGAACUUGAAAAAUAUCUUGAUCCAAAUUUCUUGGAAGAAAACCAGCAGGUGCGUUCCAAAGAGGUAUAUUUAAAUGCAGUAGCUCCCGAUUUGCAUGCGCAGUUUGACCAAUUGGACCGAGUUAAACAGCUGGAACCCACAUUAGGCGCCGAAUAUUUCCGCAGUAUACCAGGCGAAUGCACCGAAAAACUAAAACAACAUUCACAGGAUAAUGCAGAGUUUGCCCAGCAAGCUGAAUUGAUAGAGGAAAGUCUGAUAUUGGCCAUGAAGCGUUAUGGAGAAAUACAAACUGGUCUCUUGGAGUCCCUUGGCGUUAUGAACAAGAGGCUUGAAGCUAUUGAAGAAAAAAUGGAACAAAAAAAACGUACUGAGGCCGAAUUGGAACUACCAGUUCCACAGGAAUGAAAGCAUUACUUGCAUCGCAAUUCAUUUGCACGCGUAUUUUAAACGGUAUUAAGCGCUUUAGCUAUUAUGAGUGGAAACCGGAGAUGAAUUGGCUUAAUAGAAAUCCGAUCUAAUACUGAUUAGCGUACUUGUAUGUGUAUUUAUACUUUAUUUUUAAAUAUAUUAUCUAGUGUCUCUAAAUGGAUGUCCUUUGACCUGUCUUUAAACAUUAUUGGAAAAAAUUUAAUUAAACUGUACAAUGGCCUUAUUAAUAAAACAUAUAAUAGAUUUAAAGAGCUCUAUUAA